CUGGUGACCCCCAAAUUUCCUGUGGUAGUAAAAAUAGGUCAUGCUCACCAAGGAGUAGGGAAAAUUAAAUGUGAAAAUCACUAUGACUACCAAGAUGUGGCUAGUGUGGUAGCUGUCACCAACUGUUACUCCACCACUGAGCCCUACAUAGACGGCAAAUAUGACAUCCAUGUACAGAAAAUAGGAAAUAAUUACAAGGCAUACAUGAGGAAGUCUAUCUCAGGUAACUGGAAAGCCAACACAGGUUCAGCCAUGCUGGAACAGAUUGCCAUGAAUGACAAGUUCAAACUAUGGGUGGAUGAAUGCAGCCAGUUAUUUGGAGGUUUGGACAUCCUAGCUGUGGAAGGAAUUCAGGGCAAAGAUGGGAAAGAAUACAUAAUUGAGGUGAAUGAUUCUUCCAUGAACCUGCUAGGUGAGUCCCAAGAGGAGGAUAGAAAACUCAUAGCUGACCUAGUUCUCCAAAAAUUGCAAAUUCAUUGUCGGCCAGUGAACAAUUCUGUGCAUCGAACCCCCAGCACCAGCGCCCUCUAUCAUUAUGCUAUCAAUGGGAAACCUGACGUCAGCCCGCCAAAGCCUAGCCCAGCGCAAGUGCCACAAUCUCUGCAACAGCAACAACACCAGCAACAACAAUCCAUGCAACAACAGCAACAAAUGCAGCAACAGCAACAGAUGCAGCAACAACAUCAGCCAAGACCCCCACCUCCACAGCCACCCCAGGGACAGGCACCCCACCCCCACCCCCAGGCCAUGGCUAACAACCAGAGACCCAAGAUGACAGAGGAAGAAGUACUCAGAGAUUUGGAAGACACCGACGACACCAUGAAGAAUCUAAGAAAAACCUUUGCUGGCAUAUUUGGAGAAAUGUAAUGUAAUUUUUACAUCUAAGUUAAUAUGUAAUCCAUUCAAUAUGUGUAUCUGUAUUAUGAAGCUGUAAAUAUCAUGUGACUUUAACAUAUAAAAUAAGGAUCAUACUGUAUAUCAAUACAGACAUAAAAAUUAUCGCUUGCAUAAACGUUAAUGUUUUAAGAUCAAUUGAUAAAUGUGAACUAAUUUGAAUAUAUUGUACAUAUUAAAGCAUAAAGAUUAUACAUAUAAAGGGAUAUGACAUAGUGAUAUAAUACUGAUGACCCAUUUUUGUCUAGAUUCCCAUAGUGUGUUUCAUAAACUCUGAAGUAUUGCAGUAUGCAUGCUUUAUUUAUGAAACUGUCGAGAGAGAGUAUUUUUCUCUGUUGGGUAAGGCUAAUGUCACUAGGAGCAAUGUAUCACUUUCUGUGAUGAUGAUAAAUGAUAACUGAAAGACAAAUUUCAUGAAGAGAAAAGUGAAAAUCAAAAAUAAUGAUGUCAUUUAGUCGAAGCUCU
Molecule: messenger RNA, 1359 nt
Organism: Lingula anatina
Lineage: Eukaryota; Metazoa; Brachiopoda; Lingulata; Lingulida; Lingulidae
Product: synapsin
Biological process (GO): neurotransmitter secretion
Cellular component (GO): synaptic vesicle membrane; synaptic vesicle
Molecular function (GO): ATP binding; metal ion binding
Source: RefSeq, a predicted model, not a curated record